Messenger RNA from Schistosoma curassoni, 6089 nucleotides. The record is from the annotation of a GenBank genome assembly. Lineage: Eukaryota; Metazoa; Platyhelminthes; Trematoda; Strigeidida; Schistosomatidae.
UGGAUAUGGGCCUUUUGUUCACCCGCCCGAUAUGUUCACACUGUUUACAGUUUGGCGUAAAUGCAUUGUGACGAAUUUAAGAUCUCAUACUAGCUUUCCUAGUUGUGAUUGUCGAAUUGACUUUGGUACAUGCUGUUAUUGAUUGCUAUCAGUUGUUUUCACUUAUAAAUGUGUCAUUGUCAGAUUGCUUAUAUUUCUCACUCCUAUCAAAACAAAACUACAACUUGAUUUCUUCCAUUCAUUAGAACAUUAGAAACCACCUUACUUAACUAUCAAGUUGAGUACACUCUCAAUGGACUUUAUAUUGAAACCAGUUAUUUCAUGUGCUGGUGAUGAAAAUCUUUUGCCUUAUUUCGAAAGCCGCUGUUUAUCGACUUUGGGGAGUCAGCAGGUGGUAUGGAAGCAUCCCAAACUGUCAAUGGUUCAUUCUGUACGAUUGGGAGCAUGUUUUACAAGAUUUCGUGUUAGCCAGUUACAGUCUAACGUCAAAGUUUUAUCAAGUGGAAGACCUAUUCGACCUGUCGGUACAUUUCAACCAUUACUUUAUAUUUAUGUGACUUCAAAUGAUGUUUCUCAUUAUACAUCACAUGGUGGACGGAAUGCUAUCGGUAGUUGGUUAGGCCAUUUACGUGCCAGAAAUGUAUUUGACUGGCUUAUUAUUAUGGUUAAUUCUGAUCCACAGUAUAACACACCAAAAAUUCUGCAAAAAUCGAAUGUACUUGACAAAAUUAGAAGUGAUUUUAAUGUUCGUACAGGCGACCGACAAUUUUUAGAAGUACCAGCACCUAAUUCAACUGAAGAAAAACUAUUCAAUGAAUCAUGGAAUCAGUUAACUUAUCUUGUUCGUAAAUCUAUCAUAUCGGCUUGUAUGUCAAUUAUUGCUGAUUAUGAUAUACAUUUACAAAUGCUGACCGAUUCAUGUUCAUCCUUUACAUGGGAUUAUUUUGAGUAUUUAGAUAGAAAGGAAGAAUUAGCGCAUAUGUAUUUGUUUCUUGGUGGACAUGAGCAUGCUUUACAUGAGUAUCGUGAAGCAACCGAACUACUUUCUAAAUGUAUUCAAGCGUCAACACAACUAGGAUCUAAACGUCCUCAAUGGUUAGAUCGAUUAACACAAUUAUCAUCAUCGGAUGAAGUAUCACAUUAUGUGUGUGAUUAUUCUUUAGAUGUGACUAAUACAGAAAUAAAACAGUCUAUUCGUUUAAAAACCCGUAACGCUACAUUAUUCGAAUUGAAAAAUUACCUUUUAUCCAGACAAGCAUCAAUAUUAUGUAUAUGUGAUCGAUUAAAUGAAUUUCCUGCAUUUGCUUAUCAUACCAUUUGUUCUACAUUGACUGAAAUAAACAUAUUAGAUAUUCAAAUGGAUAAUUUAUUUCGCGCGGUUUGGAUUCUGUGUAUUUGUUUAAAUACACUGACAAAUAUCCGACUAGAUUCAGAUCGUUCAAUGGAUGAUGUUAAUAAAUCAAUUAUUGAAUUAUUGGAUACAGCUUUUUCAUGCAAUAAUAUUUUAGAGAAUAUUAAUUUUACACGCCUUUCAAAGUUAUCAUUUAAUAGGCAGUUGUCGUCGUCAUCAUCAUCAUCAUCAUCUUCAUCACCGACCAUAACAACACAAAGUGUAUUUAUCGAUGCUAACAAAGAUUCAAAUGUUACUAUUUGGUAUAUGAGUCAUUUAGUGGAUAAAAUUUUCACACAUUUUCGUUGUUAUGAAUAUCCAUUAUUACGUAAUACUUCUCAUUUAUCACCUAUCAAUAAUGUUACUAGUUCAUCAACAGAAAAUUCAUCAAUAAUCCAUAAAUUUUCAUUCAAUAAAAUCAAUAAUGAAAAAGAUAUAUUUUGUUCAGAAAAUUAUUCUAUUGAAUUAUGGUUAAUUGUAUUUAAUUAUAUAAAACAAAUUGGACAAUUCAUUGGUUUAUGGUGUAUCAAAUCGAAUUUAUCUAUUCAUCGUGAAAAAUAUUCAUUAUUCAAUAAAAUAAUUACUGAUAGUUUAAUUAAUAAUCAACAAUCAAUAAUUAAAGAUUUUAUUCAACAACAACAAAAUGAUAAUGGAAAUCAAUUAAAAUUAGAAAUAGAUCAAAUGCAUAUAGAACAAAUACAAUUAGAUCAUUCUAUAUUAUUUGCUCAUAAUCAUUUAAUUCCAUUAUUUACAUCAUCAUUAAUUUAUUCACAAAUUUUUACAUCAAUUGGACAAACAUUAAUUGGUUUUUUAAAAUUAAUACAUUGUCCUAAACGUGCAUAUGAAAUUGUUUAUGAUUUGGCGGAUUUCUUAUUUUCACAAGGAGCUCAUGAAUCAGCUUCAUGGUUAUAUGAGUCACUAAUAAAUCAUUAUGAUGAAUCUUCGUGGAUUGGUUUAGUAACAAGUACACGUAUAUGCUUGGCAUGGUGCUACCAUUCCUUAUGUGUAAAGAAGCAUUUUGAAACUAAAGAUGAUUACGAAAUUGCUCGAAAAUACAUUCAAAUCUGUUUCAUCUUAGCCGGUACAAAACAUUCUGUAUUACGUACAGCUGCUAUUCAUGUUUACAAUAAAAUUCAAUUUUGGUAUCAAACAAUAAAUUUUACACAAAUUUUAUCGAUACCAUCAUUUAAUGAUUCAAUUAAUCCAAAUUAUUGGUGGAAAGAAGCUGUUGAAUUUCGUAAUUCUUUAUUAGCCUAUCAUCAAUGUAUUGUUUUGAAUCCUUAUCAAAUGUCACCAUUGUUUCGUUUAAAAUCUGUUGAAUUGGAAGGUGUUUGUAAUUGUGGUUAUCAAUUGAUUUUUAUUCAAUUAAAGUCGAAUUCAGACAGAACAUUUAAAGCAUCAGUACACAUUAGUGGAUCAGAACCUUCGUACAUUGACUGGCAAACAUUGUUGAAUCCAAAUGAAUUUCUGCCUUAUCAUGUAAUGGAUAAAACUAAUCAAUUAUUGAUACCACAGUUAGAUAGCCAACUACAUUUGAUCAAUUUGACUACUGCUCCUAGUAUCUCUGUUGUCAAAAGCUUAGCAGGUAGUAAUGUGAAUAACCCGAUAAUUAUUGGUAGUGAUAAUAAUAAUAAUCGUAAUAGUAGUAAUAAUAUUAGCACUGGCAGUCAUAAAGUUAUCUUACGUGGUCAAUUCUCUACUUCAUCUGAAAAAAAUUCAAGACAAUACAAUAAGUACCAUUUACCAACAACCGAAAUGACUGUCUCGACUCGUCGAAGUUAUUCCAGUAUACCAGAUAGUUCUAAAGAAUAUCUGAAUAAAAAUUUAGCACUUAAAGGAAAUCAAUUGAGAAUUAGUAAAAUGAGUCAGUCACGUUUAGGUUCAUUGUUAAACGUUGCUGCAUCAUUGGCCAGUAGACCAGCAUGGAAAUCUCAAGAUACUAUAGGCGUUAUGAGUGAUGAGCAUAAUAAUACUCCUAUUUCUACCCCACAUAUAAUACAGAAUGGCAGAAUUACACGGAUUCCUUCUGAUGGUUUAAUCGAACCAAAUAUUCAUAGUUCAAUACAAAUUUUAAGACAACAUUCACUCUGUCCAACGAAAAAACGAUCACGUAUAUCAUUCAGUAUUAAUGGUAAACACGAUAUGUUUGGAAAUGAAAAUAGGGAAUCAUCUACUCUUGUUUCAACUAAAAAUCCACUUUUUAUUUUAAAUCAUGAAGAUUCUUUUGUAAUGAUAAAACCUGGGUUAAAUAAAUUGUCAUUUAUAGCUAAUGCACCAGGAUUUUUAAUUCCUGAGAAAAUUUUCAUUAAUUGUCUUGAUGAAAUCAAUACUGAAUUAAAAGAAGCAUUAACAGAACAAGAAUCUGUGGAACCGUCAAUUAAUAGUCGUUCCGAAGUAAAUUUCGUAUCAGAUAUAGAUGGUGAUGUUUUUGGAUCUAGUUGGCGUGAUACUGCAAUGAUGAAAACAUUGUUACCUAAACCAGAGAUUUCAAUAUCAAAUAACUUGAGUGGUAAACGAUAUCCAGUUGUGUUUGGUACAUGUCAACCAAUUCCAGUUCAAUUAAGAUUGGGCAAACUAGGCUUAUCAGAAGAUUGUAAGUUAAGCACAAGUCUAUAUCGUAUUCGUUCAAAUAAUAAAAAUUUUGUAUUCAAGACUAAAGAGGAAACAAAUCUCAUUAAAACUUAUAAUAACCCUAAUGGUAAUGAUGGAAAUGAAACAAUUUUCAAUAAUCAAUCCAGUACCACUGUUGAUGGUGGUUAUCAAAUAUGUAAUCAAUAUAGUGAAAAUGAUUAUUCAUUAAUUUCUAAUUCAUCGGAAAAUCAUCAAGAUGAACAUUUGCAUAAAAAGCAUCAAACUUUAUUUAGUCAAUUUAUUUUAGAAGAUGGACCAGUUGAUUUUAUACGAGAAUAUAAUCCAUUAUCACAAAGUUUAAAAUGUAAAAUUAAUCAUCCUAUGCCAACAUUUCCACCUGGAUGUUGUUUACAAUUAAGUAGACCAUUAUAUCUAUCGGCUACAUCUUGCAAUGAUCAAUUUGCACUUUCAAUGCCUAGCGGACAUUAUUGUAUUCUACCAGUAGAUAUUAUCAAACCGCUUGGAUUCAAUUUGAAUAUAUUCCCUUUACCUAAAACAUACGUUAUCUUCAGUCUAAACAUUACUUGUGUGGACACUGACCCAGAUUCAACUAUAACACCAGAAGCAUACUGCAGUCAAAAUCUACUUUGCAAAGACCCAAUAACAUUUGAAUUGUCUAAUAUGCGAUUCUAUAUUUGUGCUUCAAAACUUUACUUAUCCAGACGUCUAGCACUAAGUAGUUCCUUUUCAAAUGGUCAGAAUCAACCUUAUAAUCGUCAACUGAAAUCACAUAGCUAUCUCUCGUUGGAAGAUAGUCAUCAAAUUACUGGGGAUAUUACUAAAAAUGAUGUCCUAGAAACAGGUUCCGGGGACAAAUUAUACGAUACUGUCAAUCAAACCAUUGAAUCUUUAACCGGUGACCUUCUGGACAAUAGAAUCACUAAGGCUGAAGAUAAAAAGAAUAAUCUCUGUUAUUCAGGUUAAUUCUUCAAUAUGAAUCGAAUAUAUGAAUGAUGUCACGUUAACUGGGUAUUUUUUUGUUGACUUGGGCCAAUUCUUUUAAUAGUCCUAUGAAUAUUUACUCAAGAAUAUGCAGAAACCAGAACAUUAAUUAUUGAGAGAGUUUGUGUUGUUACUAUUUGGUUAAUUCGACAAACACUCUAUGAGCAAGCACCACCGGAAAGGAAAUGAGUCCAAAGAAUUGAAUGUAUAUUUCCUGAGUGGUGAUCAAUAAGUGGGUAGAGUUUUCACUGAUUAUCUGUGUUUACAACCAACGAGAGGAUAGAUAAAUAUUAAAGUGCAGACAUAUGUUCAAUCAAACUCAAAAACAGUUAUGAAAAUAUGUCACUCAUUUAACACCAUUUUCAAUACCUUGGCGUUUCAAAUCAUUAGAAUAUAAUAAUUUUAUGAAAGUUUGUAAAGAAUCUCAUUGUCAACCAAUUGGACGUUUCGAAUGUACAAUGAAUCGAAUUGGUAAUGUUAAAAAAGUUAAUCAGGAUAUAAGAGUGGAUUGUGCUAUUAGACAACAGAUAUAACUGGAAUUCAUCAUUUAAGUCUGGUAUAUUUUUUUCUUAGUACUUUUGAUAUAAAUACCUUUUUGAAGUGCAUUAUAUUCAAGUAUUCAAUAUUGACCUUAUCAAUUUAAGAAAUCUUACUUCUUAUAUGUGAUGUGAAAGAAGACAUUUUUAUCUGAUUUCGAACUUAUUUCCAAAUUCAUGAUUUUUAAAUCUUUGACUUAUGAUUGUUUAUCAUGCAAAAAAAAGAAGAAAUACUGUGAUGCAUAUCUAUCUAUUCCAUUUAUCUGUGAUACUAUGAUAACUUGAACUGUUCACUAGGACUCUAUUUUGUAUAUAUACCCACAAUUUGAGAUAUUCUGUUUUCUAAUAAUAACAUCCUUUCAUUAUCUUUUAAAACGAAACUACUAUUCUUUUUAACACAUAAAGUAUUUGCAGCACAUGUAUCAUUUUGAUUACAAGUGACUAUUUGGGCAAAUUCCAUGGAUUUCAGUUAGAUACGUAUAUUACUGGGUACAUGUGUUCGUAAAAUGUUAAUUACAAAUAGAUUUGAUCACUGUCUACUUAUGAUUUGAUAGAUUAAAAUACACUAAAUAUAACCAUUUAAUGCAACA